Molecule: messenger RNA, 2761 nt
Organism: Gadus macrocephalus (Pacific cod)
Lineage: Eukaryota; Metazoa; Chordata; Actinopteri; Gadiformes; Gadidae
Product: carbohydrate sulfotransferase 15-like
Exons: 8
Coding region: 311-1936 (541 amino acids)
Biological process (GO): hexose biosynthetic process
Molecular function (GO): N-acetylgalactosamine 4-sulfate 6-O-sulfotransferase activity
Source: RefSeq, a predicted model, not a curated record
AGAGAGAGAGAGAGAGAGACACACACACAGGCGGUGAUUCAAAACGCUGGCUCUGUGGAGGGGGACCGAGCAGAACGAGCUGUCACACACAACUCCCGGAGACGCGAGGACCAUCACAGGGGAUAAAUGUCCGCACAUGGCUCCCAUAGUCCCGCGGAACGGACCCCCCCGCAGGUCCGCUGAUUAACAAUCCCGGGUGUCCGGUAGACAACAUGGACUUAUCCGAUGUACCGGCGAUUAAAGUUUGAUACGUGGGGCUGUGUCGAGCUGCCGCCCGCAACACAAAACUCAUGGCGAGCGGCCCGCAGCCAUGACUCCGAUGGACUACAAGUACAGCCUGCUGACCGCCGCCCCGUCCGAUGACUACGGCCAGGGGCCUGUGCUGCUGCUGCACACGGACGCUUCCCCCGGGGGCCUCUUCGGCGUCCUGGAGGUGCGGCGCGGGGACGUGGCGGCGUGGCACCGCAGCGCGCUGGGCUUCCUCAACAGGCUGAAGGUGUGCAGCUUCAUGUGCUUCCUGACCGUCACCUUCCUGGUCACCGCCUCCUACAUGCUGCUGGCCGACCGGAAGGGCCUCCUGCUCACCCCGCCGCCGUACCGCUUCGGCAGCCCGGUCAGCCCAGUCAGCCCGGCGAGCCCGGCCAGCCCGGCGCCCUUGGACUUCAACCUGUCCGCCAGCAGGGACCUGGCCCACGUGCGGCUGGUGGUGAAGUCCAUCGUGGCCAGGGUGGCGUUCCAGAGCAGCAGGCGGCUCCCUGAGCGCAAGGCCCUGGUCAGCAGCGAGCCGCACAUGUUUUCCGUGAUCCCACGCAAGUUCCUGCCCGGCCUCAAGAACCCGUGCUGGUACGAGGAAUACACGGGGAACAUCACAUCGGACCCUUACGGGAACAACAAGUACGACUUCUCGAAGCGCUUCCGCACGCUGCUCAAGUUCUUGAGGAACUCUUUCCGGGAACACUUGUUUCACUGGGACGGUAAAUUGUACCGCACGCGCUGCCUGCCGUACUUCUACAUCAUCGGUCAGCCCAAGUGUGGCACCACGGACCUGUACGACCGCCUGAAGAUGCACCCCGACGUCCGCUUUGGCAUCAGCAAGGAGCCGCAUUGGUGGACUCGCAAACGGUUUGGUAUUGUCCGUCUGAAAGAUGGCGUCCACGACCGCUUCCCAGUGGAGGAUUACCUGGACCUGUUUGAUCUGUCCGCCUUCCAGAUCCAGGACCAGCUGUCGGCCAACGCCAGCCGAGCCCGGGACCUUCCCUACCCCCAGCGCCACAUCAUUAUAGGGGAGGCCAGUGCGUCCACUAUGUGGGACAACAAGGCCUGGACGUACUACAGUGACAACAGCACGACGGAGGAGCCGCCCUACCUGAACCAGGACUUCAUCCACGCCCUGCAGCCUGACGCACGCCUCAUCGUGAUCUUCAGGGACCCCGUGGAGCGGCUCUACUCCGACUACCUUUACUUUGGCGGAACCAAUAAGUCCGCGGAGGACUUCCACGAGAAGGUGUCGGAGUCCCUGCAGCUCUUCGACGGGUGUGUUGCCAUGACCACCAUACGCUCCUGUGUGUACAACUCUACCCUCAACAACGGCAUGCCGAUCAGAAUGCCUGUGGGCCUCUACGUUGUCUUCCUACUAGAUUGGUUGACCAUCUUCCACCGGGACCAGCUGCUGGUCCUGCGCCUGGAGGACCACGCCCUGAACCGGAAGUACACCAUGAAGCGCGUGUUCGACUUCCUCCACCUGGGUCCGCUGACGGAGCAGCAGGAGGCUGAGAUCACCCAGAGCCCGGCCUCCAACACCCGGAAGGAGGCCAACAGGAACCUGGGUCCCAUGCUGGCCAGCACCAGGGACCUCCUGCAGGACUUCUAUAAGCCCUUCAACCAGAAGCUGGCCCAGGUCCUGCACAACAACUCCUUCCUCUGGGACGGCCCAUAGCAGCCGGGGGAACAUCUGCUCCCUCGUGUUGGACUAGGAGAGGGACGCUGGGUAUUAUGGGCUGGCAUCCGGCCGGCUCCCGCAACCCGAAUGCAAUUUUUUGGGUAAUUCUGACUUUGUGUGAGCCGUGUAUUUUUGUGAACACUCCCAGGUGAAGGACUAACACCACGACAAGAAUAACAACGGCAACGAUAAGAAGAAGAAAUACAGAGGGUUUUACUAUUACCAAGGAUUCGACAAAGCAAUAUCGGAAACGCAAAACCCUCCCUCUCUCUCUCACCACUCCUAAGGAUCAUGUAACAGAUGCCGAUAUCCUUUCCACUCCCUCUGAAGUCCCUCCCUCUCUCUCUCGUCACUCCUAAGGAUGUUACAGAUGCCGAUAUCCUGUCCCCUCCCUCUGAAAUCCCUCCCUCUCUGCACUCCAAGGAUGUAACAGACACGAUAUCCUGUUCUGUCCCUCGGAAGUCCCUCCCUCUCUCUCGCCACUAUCUACACAUAGGAAACAGCCGCCUAACUGUUGUGUAGACGAAACCACUGAGUCGUCAAAAACAAGUACCCAAUUGCUAUCGUUUGUUGGUUUCGCUUCUCUGAAAUCGAUGGUACAAAUAAUUUGUUUCAAAGUUAUUUAAUGUAGUGGUGGUGGAGGAGGUGGUGGUGGUGGUGGUGGUGAAUCUACAAUAGAAUACAAUGGGUUGGGCUGAUGCUUUGCUUUUGUCUGUUUGUGUGUACGACAACACAAAUGUAUUUAUGUAUAUAUGUAUAGAGGGAGAACAUUUGAGAGAUUUCAAACUUUCUUUUUUUUGGAUAAAACUGAAUAAAAAAACU